Messenger RNA from Thrips palmi, 2934 nucleotides. RefSeq names its product F-box/LRR-repeat protein 7-like. Gene Ontology annotation, molecular function: protein binding. Lineage: Eukaryota; Metazoa; Arthropoda; Insecta; Thysanoptera; Thripidae. Bases 449 to 2242 code for a protein of 597 amino acids. The transcript has 6 exons. Gene Ontology annotation, biological process: SCF-dependent proteasomal ubiquitin-dependent protein catabolic process. Gene Ontology annotation, cellular component: SCF ubiquitin ligase complex. The record is from RefSeq and is a predicted model, not a curated record.
GGCCGGGCGGCUGGAAGGCGGACAGACGGGCGGACGUCGGCGCGGCCAAGGCGGCGCACCACGAGUCAAGUCAGUUUGUCAGUUCAGUUGGGCCGAGGCCGAACCGCACGGCUGCUGCAGGCUGCAGGCCAGACGGCAGCGGCGUCGCUGCGUCGCGCUACAAGAAGUGCAGUGCCACAGUGCAACGGUGCAACGGUGCAUCGGCGAGGAUGCGUGGAGUGUAGUGCAAGACGGCGUGCGCCCGGAGGGCCUGGAGGGCCAGCACCCACGGGGCCGCCAUGGCCGGUGCGCCGCGGACCUCCUCCACCUCCACCACCACCAGCAGCAGCUGCAGCAGGAGACGGAGGCGUCGCACCUCGCGGACCUCGCGGACCUCGCGGUGCAGCGAGCCCUCCACCGCCCCGGCCGAGGCCGCGAAGGCCGUGACGCCGCACAAGCAACAGGUGGAAUGACUCACCAUGUGGCCCCGCCGCGGCCCGCGCCUCGGCCCUGCCCGCCCAAGAAGCUGGCCCGGGACUCACUCAAGCGGGAGUCGCUGGGGUCGCUGGGCCGGGAAUCGCUUGGCUCUCUCGGCCGGGAGUCACUGGGGUCGCUGGGCCGGGAGUCGCUUGGCUCCCUCGGCCGGGAGUCCCUUGGAUCGCUGGGCCGGGAGUCGCUGGGAUCGCUCGGCCGGGAGUCGCUUGGCUCCCUCGGCCGGGAGUCGCUUGGCUCCCUCGGCCGGGAGUCACUGGGGUCGCGGGGCCGGGAGUCGCGGUCACAGCUGCGCAGCCCCCGGCCGACCCCGGGACGACCGUCCCCCGUCGGGGCGCCGGGAGCCCCGCCGCAGAGCAGCUGCUACAAGUACCGGCCGCCCGCCGCCUUCCCGUCACCAGGCUUCCCCCGGCUGGUGACGGGGCGCGCGUCGCCGUGCGUGGACCAAGGCUACCACACGCUGGGGUGGUGCAGUCCGUGCAGUCCGUGCAGUCCGUGGCGGCACGGCGAAGGCUGGCCCGAGCCGCAGCCGCCGCAGCCCUGGCCCGACCUGCCGUGGGACCGCAACGCAGGCAUCGCCGGCAACGCCAACAACGGACUGCCCCGGGGCACGCCGUCGACGCAGAUCGCGGUGCGCUCCGCCACGCCGUCCAGCACCACGCCCGCCUUCGACAGCCUGCAGGACGACGUCGUGCUGCAGGUGUUCUCGUGGCUGGACAGCCUGACGCUGGGCCGCUGCGCCCGCGUGUGCCGGCGCUGGAGCUCGCUGGCGUGGGAGCCGACGCUGUGGCGCUCCGUGCGGCUGCGCGGCCCCGGCGUGAGCGGCGACCGCGCCGUCCGGGGCAUCCUGCGGCGCCUGGGCGGCUGCGGCGCCACCAUCCAGCGCCUGCAGGUGUCCGACGGCGCCACCCUCACGGACCGCGGCCUCACGCAGCUGGCGAGGCGCUGCCCCGGCCUGCAGCACCUGCAGCUGCACAACUGCCCGCAGCUGGGCGACGCCGCGCUGGCGGAGAUCGCGGCCCGGUGCACCAGCCUGCACCGCCUCGACCUCACCGGCUGCUCCAACGUGUCCACGCUCACCGUGACGCCGGGGCCCGAGCCGCCGCGCCGCCUGCUGCUGCAGUACCUGGACCUGACGGACUGCGACGCCGUGGAGGACGCCGGCCUGCGCAUCAUCGUACGCAACUGCCCGCAGCUCGUGUACCUCUACCUGCGCCGCUGCGUGCACAUCACAGACGCCGGCAUCAAGUUCGUGCCCAGCUUCUGCUCCCAGCUGCGCGAGCUGAGCGUGUCGGACUGCAGCCAGGUGACGGACUUCGGCCUGUACGAGCUGGCCAAGCUGGGGGCCACGCUGCGGUACCUGUCCGUCGCCAAGUGCGAUCAGGUGUCGGACGCGGGCCUCAAGGUCCUCAGCCGGCGGUGCUACAAACUGAGGUACCUGAACGCCCGCGGCUGCGAGGCCGUGAGCGACGACGCCAUCACGGUGCUGGCGCGGUCCUGCCCGCGCCUCCGCGCCCUGGACAUCGGCAAGUGCGACGUGAGCGACUCGGGGCUCCGGGCGCUCGCCGAGAGCUGCCCGAACCUCAAGAAGCUGAGCGUGCGCGCGUGCGAGCUGGUGACGGACCGCGGCAUCCAGUGUAUCGCCUACUACUGCCGCGGCCUGCAGCAGCUCAACAUCCAGGACUGCCAGAUCUCGCUGGAGGGCUACCGGGCCGUCAAGAAGUACUGCAAGCGGUGUAUCAUCGAACACACCAACCCGGGUUUCUUUUGAGACCGAGACAGACCCAGAGAUAUAUUUUUAAGCCGUCUCUUCCUAAAGUGUGUGUAUUUUUGAAACCUUUCCACACGGGGAAGAUUUGGUUUACUUUGCCAAACUUGUAUAUUUUUAAUUAACGCUGUACAUUGUUGUGAAUGUACAUUGUCUUGUUUUUACUGUUUCCCUGUGCAGUGUUAUUUAUUUAUUUCAUGUAAUUAGGAAGUGAUGUGAGAAAGGGUCAUGAUCUAUGACAUUUAUUUGGUUUCCAAUUUUAAGUGACAAGGCCUCAAUUUGGUUUCAUUGUUCACAAUGUAUACCUGCGACUGAUGACAAUUUUUACAGGUUUGCCAUAUACUUGAAUAUGACUUCUAAGUAAUGUGGGUGAAGUUCGAUCAUUUCAUCAUUCUUGGAUCAUUGAGUAUGUAUUUGUAAUGCCAUAACAAGUAUAAAGAUGUGUUGAUUUCGACUCUAUUUUAUGAGUGCCAUAAUGAAUUUCUUAUACAUGCCAUUGUACGAAUUGAAUGAUGUUUCUGGUAAGAGGGGUAUGCAGAAUAUAUAAGCUGAAAACAAAUUGACGUAGAUCUACUCUAUCAUGUAUUAUGCAGAGUUGUCUCACGCCCCAUUCCAGAUUGACAGAUAUUUUAUGACAAUUAUUAAUGUUAUAAUAAUUUUAAAUUUGCUGUUGAAUUAAAGUGGAAGUCUGUUAA